GUUAUGGACACAAGAUGAUUGUGAUCUAUAUGCUACGCUAAUUCGGAAUAAAGCCAUGAGUGAUUGAUACACAUAUCGGCGCGUAGUGCAGCAAUGUAGGUAGGAUUUCAUUAGGAUCUACGAGUUAGGACCAAAGUAGCAAAAGAGAGAGAUAGCAAGGGCCGCCGGCCAGCUACAUGGGCUUUGAUGCCAAGGAACGGAUUGUUUAGAAGCAACGUACCCCAGCUCAAGCCGUAGCAUUGCAGCCAAGUCACUCAAAUCUUCGAACCACAUCACACUCCUCGUCUCUUUCCCUCCCACACAACACACACAUAUAUAACCACAUGCAUGCUCAUGCUCACCACCACAACUCACUGCACCAUCUCCUCUCACUGCACCUACACCAGCAGAGCAUCAUACAACUAGCUCAUCCGGCAAUGGCUUUCAACCCCAACCCUCCAGGCCUCGGUUUCCCCUUCCCCUUCUUCCCUCCACCCAACACCUACGCUCCUCCAAACCCUUUUGGUCCAAGGCCACCAAGCCCUUUCGGUCCAAGGCCUCCGCCACGCCCUCAAGCGCCACCACCGCCACGACAGCCUGCGCCGCCCGUUCAGCCCCCACCACGCCCUCAAGCCCCGCCACCACCACGGCAGCCUGCGCCACCCAUUCGACCCCCGCCGCCUCCACGUCGGGCUCCUCCGCCACCAACCCAGCCUCCUCCUCCCCGCCGUGCUCCACCUCCGCCACAGCGUGCGCCACCACCACCACCACCGCGUCGUGCUCCACCUCCACCCUCACUACCGCCACCUCAUCGUACUCCACCCCCACCAUCACCACCCAUUCGCCCACCGCCACGCCCACUAGCCCCACCUCCGCCACAUAUCAACCCACCAACACCUCCUCCUAGCCCUCCACACCACAUGGUCAUCAUCGUGGUGUUUGUCUCCUUAGGCGGGCUCCUCCUGCUUGCAUGCCUAGCUGCCUUCUGCUUGCACAAGAAAAAGAAGAGGAAGACAGAAAGGAAGGCCGAGGUAUUGAACUUCAGCGACCAUGUCCAUGUCCACAAGUCAGCCAUGUCAGGCCCUGGGGGCUCCAAGGCCGUCAGGCUGACAGUUGACGAGGACGUCAAGUUCCAAGAGGUGGUGAAGGAAUCAGAGGCCGUCGGCAAAGAGUCAGGCACCGCCCACAACGCCUGGAUGUGGAACAAGAAACAGAAGAGCAAAGCAAAGCAAGAUUCAGAGGUCAUCAACGUCACCGGACACAUCCAUGUCGAUGAGAAGAUUGAGUCAGGGCCCCACGGCGAGAAAAUCGAGGUCCUUUCAGAAGAUGAAGAUAUCAGGUUUGAAGAGGCAGACAACAAAGAAGAAUCAUCUGCAAAAUCAAAGGCACGCAUUACCAAGUUCUAAGACAACAGCACAAUGCGCCAAGAUGGCCUGCACCGAAAACACUUCAGCAGGUCAAGGCAAUGAUCCAAUCCAUACCCACACUGAUUUCAUGCAUUUAUUAUUUUGAUAAAGACUGUAUCUUCUUUCGUGUGAUUGAAAUAAGGGCAUCAGAGACCCAAUUUGGUUGAAUGAAUAUGCAGAGUAUUGCUGUCAGCGGUUACAUA
Messenger RNA from Hordeum vulgare subsp. vulgare (domesticated barley), 1588 nucleotides. Its product is annotated as protein TRACHEARY ELEMENT DIFFERENTIATION-RELATED 7A-like. Gene Ontology annotation, biological process: plant-type secondary cell wall biogenesis. The transcript has a single exon. NCBI's taxonomy places the organism in Eukaryota, Viridiplantae, Streptophyta, Magnoliopsida, Poales, Poaceae. The record is from RefSeq and is a predicted model, not a curated record. The coding region runs from base 324 to 1385 and encodes 353 amino acids.